UUAUUAUUCUGCCAUGUAAUUAACAAGUAAUUUACUUUAAUCCCAUUAAUUACUUGGCUAUUUCUAAUAUGUAUUGUCUAAUUAUAAAUGUAGGAUAUGAUUGGCAUACUUUAAAUGGACUUAUGGCUGAUAAUUUAAAUAAAAAGAUCAAAGCUGGAUAAGCAUGAAUGAUUUGUCUCAACAGCUAUAGACAUCUUAUUUUGUGAGCACUGUAUUGCAGUUAGAACUUAUUCAUUAUUUAUUUCCGAAAUUAUUAAUUUUCUACUUGUCCCUAAACUUCAUGCUUCAGGGGUAGUUUGCUUAUGCUUAUUGGACUGUACAACCUUUAUUAAGACAAAAUUAAUUUAGCUAAAACUGUUAAUAACGGCGACAUAAAAAUAUAUUCAUAUAUUUCAUUUUCUACCAUUAUCCAGAAUAAUAUCAGACAAUAUAUGUCCAUAUAAUACAGUCGGUAUCUUUAAUUGUAUGUUAAAAAACUUGAAGCUAAUUGUCAUAUAUGACAAUAUCGCCUGUUAAUUUUUUUUUUAAUGUAGCGUUUUCGUAUAAUCAAUUUGAUGGUUCCUAGGUGUAACAUAAUUAUUUAAAAUAAAUGAUAAAAUUUUAACGAAUAAGGUUUAAAAUGGAGUGGCCGUGGUUAAAGAAUUGGUGGAGGCUCAAAAAAUGGCGCAAGAACAAAGGGCGAAAUGGAAACGAAAACUAUUUAGAAUGUUUUUGUGAUGAUUGUUUUUCUGGAGAUUUGGAAUUAUGCGAUUCCAGCGACACCAGUAUUUCUCACCACGACAUGGAAGAAAAUGGGAAGCAAGUUGUCGUGGGGGUGUGUGCAAUGGCAAAAAAAUCUCAGAGCAAACCCAUGAAAGAGAUUCUCACACGUCUACAGGAAUUUGAGUAUAUAAAAGUCACGGUUUUUCCCGAAGACGUUAUCUUAGAGAAAACUGUCGACGAAUGGCCUGUAUGUGAUUGUUUGAUAUCGUUCCAUUCUAAAGGGUUUCCCCUAGACAAGGCCAUACAAUAUGCUUCAUUACACAACCCGUAUGUUAUCAACAAUUUACAUAUGCAAUACGAUAUUCAAGAUAGAAGAAAAGUAUAUGCAAUACUAGAGUCGGAGGGGAUCGAAAUUCCAAGAUAUGCAGUGUUAGAUAGGGAUAGUCCUAAUCCAAAAGAUCAUGAGCUUAUCGAGUCGGAGGAUCACGUCGAAGUUAAUGGUGUCGUGUUCAAUAAACCUUUUGUUGAGAAACCGGUUUCAGCAGAAGACCACAACAUUUAUAUCUAUUACCCAACGUCAGCCGGUGGAGGCAGCCAAAGGCUCUUUCGAAAGUUUUUUAAUAAGAUCGGCAGCCGGAGCAGUGUCUACUCUCCCGAGUCUCGGGUGAGAAAAACUGGAAGUUAUAUAUACGAAGAUUUCAUGCCAACCGAUGGGACUGAUGUAAAGGUGUAUACUGUGGGCCCCGAUUAUGCACAUGCAGAAGCGAGAAAGUCUCCUGCCUUGGAUGGAAAGGUAGAAAGGGAUAGAGAAGGUAAAGAAAUACGAUAUCCGGUUAUUUUGAGUAACGUAGAGAAGCUUAUAUCAAGAAAAGUUUGUUUAGCGUUUAAACAAGCUGUUUGUGGAUUCGAUUUGCUUAGGGCCAACGGUAAAUCAUUCGUGUGUGACGUUAACGGUUUCAGUUUCGUAAAGAAUUCGAAUAAAUAUUACGAUGAUUGCGCGAAAAUUUUGGGUAAUAUGAUCUUGAGAGAGUUGGCCCCGACAUUACAUAUUCCAUGGUCUGUACCAUUUCAACUCGACGAUCCUCCUAUAGUUCCUACCACGUUCGGCAAAAUGAUGGAGCUAAGAUGUGUGGUUGCAGUUAUUCGACAUGGAGAUCGGACACCCAAACAAAAAAUGAAGGUUGAAGUCCGACAUCCGAAAUUUUUCGAAAUUUUCGAGAAGUAUGAUGGAUAUAAACAGGGUCACGUAAAGUUAAAAAGACCUAAGCAAUUGCAAGAAAUCUUAGACAUAGCUCGAUCUCUACUUGCGGAAAUACAACAGCACGAAGCUGAUCCAGAAAUCGAAGAAAAACAGGGAAAACUGGAACAACUCAAAAGUGUUUUGGAAAUGUACGGACAUUUUUCGGGAAUAAAUCGCAAAGUUCAGAUGAAAUAUCAGCCAAAAGGUCGACCUAGAGGAUCUAGUUCGGAAGAUGGUAAAAAGAACAUUAUAGAUGCUCCAUCAGAACCGUCGCUAGUAUUAAUAUUGAAAUGGGGAGGGGAACUUACUCCAGCUGGGCGUAUUCAAGCCGAAGAAUUGGGACGGAUUUUUCGUUGCAUGUACCCAGGGGGACAAGGUAGACACUUGGCGGGUGAAUAUGCAGGUGCACAGGGAUUAGGACUUUUACGAUUACAUUCGACGUUUCGUCACGAUUUGAAGAUAUACGCAUCAGAUGAGGGGCGAGUUCAAAUGACAGCGGCAGCAUUUGCUAAAGGUCUAUUAGCCCUCGAAGGUGAACUUACCCCAAUUCUUGUACAAAUGGUCAAAAGUGCAAACACAAACGGAUUACUAGAUAAUGACUGUGACAGCAGCAAAUAUCAAAACAUGUGCAAAUCUCGUUUACACGAACUUAUGCAGUUAGAUAGGGAGUUUUCGCCGGAAGAAAAGGAAAAAAUUAAUCCAUGCCAAUCGAUCAGCAUUAACACCGCUUUAGAUUAUGUCAAAAAUCCCGUUAAAUGUUGCCGACAGGUCCAUGAACUUAUCAAAACUCUUUUAGAUGUAGUGCGAAUUAAAAGGGACGAUCCAAAAACAAAAGAUACAAUUCUUUAUCAUGGAGAAACUUGGGAACUAAUGGGUCGAAGGUGGGGAAAGAUCGAAAAAGAUUUCUGUACUAAAAGUAAACGUUUCGACAUCAGCAAAAUACCAGACAUCUACGACUGUAUCAAAUACGAUUUGCAACAUAAUCAGCACACUUUACAGUUUGAACAGGCUGAAGAACUUUAUUUGUAUGCAAAGUAUCUGGCUGACAUCGUUAUACCACAAGAAUAUGGUCUAACAGUACAAGAGAAACUGACCAUCGGCCAGGGAAUUUGUACCCCCUUGUUAAAAAAGAUUAAGGCAGAUCUUCAAAGAAAUAUUGAAGAAUCUGAAGAGACGGUCAAUAGAUUAAACCCACGUUAUUCACACGGUGUUUCGAGUCCUGGAAGACACGUCCGUACCCGACUUUAUUUCACCAGCGAAAGUCACGUCCAUUCUCUGAUAACGUGCUUGAGAUAUGGCGGUUUACUUGAUGUGAAAAAAGACGAGCAAUGGAGGAGAGCAAUGGAAUAUAUUUCGAUGGUUUCCGAAUUAAAUUACAUGUCGCAGGUCGUGAUAAUGCUUUAUGAAGAUCCUACGAAGGACCCCUGCAGCGAAGAACGUUUCCAUGUCGAAUUACAUUUUAGUCCGGGCGUUAAUUGCUGCGUGCAAAAGAAUUUACCACCAGGACCAGGAUUUCGUCCGCAUUCCCGAAAUGACUCUUCAGCAACCAGCAAAAACAAUUCAACAACAUCUGCUACGGAAAAUCCCGAAGAAAGUAAAUGUUCAUCUAGAAUUGAAGAAGAGACUGUAGAAGACACUUCGUCAAAUAAAAAUACAGACAGGGGUUUAGAUUUUUCACCCCCGGAUUCACCAGAUUACGAAUACUCCCCCAAAAGUUUUAAAACAAGUAAUCCUAUUCCAAUAGGGUCAGCCCAUACCGUAAGCGGUCAUGAAGCAAUGCAUUUGGCAAAACAAUUAAAUGAAGAACUGGCACAACAAAAGGAGAGUCGAAGUCUGGGAUCGAACAGGGCUUCUAGCCCUGAACCACGUUCGAAAAGCUACGAAAACAAAAACACUCAAACAAAGGACAGAGAAAGUCCUAGCGACGAUACUGAUCUUUCUGUUACACCUACCAACACUGUUUUCCAUCCUGCUUUAUCUUGCAGUCCAAUUAAUCUCGAAAAAGAUAUUAAAGCGGUUCAAAAUUAUGUUUUCAAACCUAUAAUAGGAGGUGUCCGCUCAGUUAAUCAACAAACAGGUCUUAGUCCCAUAUCGGGAUCGUUUGAGUAUGAUCAACAGAGUGAACACUCGUUAGAAUCUCCAUUGAGUUUUAAGGCCGAAUAUGACGAUAGAAGACAUUCAUUGCCUGAUAAUAAUGAAACUAAAAUGCCUUUAACAGUUACGAAUUUACAAUUAUUUACAUCCGAAUUAAGCCAAGUAAACAUCGAAAAACAAAAUAAUAACGUUUCAAACUUCCUAAAACAAAGCACUGUUGAUACGCAUACUGACGAUACUUCGUUAGAAGUUAAUUGGGAGUCGGACGAUACGUUCUCUAAAGACCACAGAGAAGAUCAGCGGAUCAAGUCGUUUUCGAAACCAAAGAAAGAUAAACAAACCAUUCGGUCGUUUUCCGAUCCGAACAUUUUAGAUAUAGAUGACGCAAAACCGAAGAAAGAAAUUUGUCUUUUAGAAAAACUAAACGAAACGUUGUUUAGAGAUUCGGAAAAUGUCCCAUCCGACUUUGAACAGUUAAAGGGUUCGAAUAAAACUGACGAUGCAAAAAAUGUUCCGUUUCAAUUUGGUAGCUUGCCAUCUACUUCCGCUUCUACUAACACCAUCCAUCAACCUGCGCCUGUUACCUGCACCCAUUGCUGCUUUUGUAACAUUAAUCGCAAUCCUCCCAAUCUCCUUUCGUUCUUCACGUCACCUCCCAAGGUUCUAACGACUUCUCGCUCAUUCUCGCACCCGGUCCCUUUUGUAACGGUCCCUACUACCGAUUUAGAGGCCAGCUGCAGUGUCCGACGCCAUCGUCACAGCAUUGCUGGACAGAUGAGCUACUUCAAGAUGUUAGGAUUUAGUUGUGGCGGCACCUUUAAAAAAUUAACUGGAGGUAGUGCCAAUUCCCUGUUUUCCACGGCUGUUAUUUCUGGCAGUUCGAGCGCGCCCAAUCUUAGAGAUAUGAUUCCUAGUACCGCAAGUGCUUCCGCUAUAGAAGGCAUUGGGGGAGUCCCUCCAAUACGUCCUUUAGAAACGUUACACAACGCUUUAAGUUUACGACAAAUUGAUAGUUUCCUGGAAGAAAUGACGGCGGUGCCCCUAUUUAAAACGCCUUCGUCGACUCCGCCCAAGUACCCUUCUACUCCUAUACCGACGCCGACCAGUCUGGUACAAUCGACGUCAGCACCGGGUUGUAGUGGCGUCUCACAACAACCCCUUCCGUUAAAGCUUCAGUCGCCUAAUAAUAGUAUAGGUUGGAGUGGUCCCCCUAGUUUGAUUUCGAGCAACAGCGGUCCGUCAUCUCCUGCUGUUUCUGAGCAAUAUCCAACAUCGAAAGAGAGUAGUGAAAUGUCGUCUAGUAUUAUCAGCACCGACGGGGUUUUUUCGGAUAAUAUGACAGAAAUAUAUCCUAGUUUUUCCGAAUUGGAUCAAAAUUUAGGUAAAUUACUUCACAGAGACGAUAGAAGCUCCGUGGAACUUAGCGAAAUAUUUCAGCAAUUUCAACAGAUACAUUCACCUAAAGAUAAAGAUGGCAGCGGAGAACUCACUCCAAUUUCAGGAGGGUCUGAUAUUGAGUUCAACACUAACGAUGCAACGGCGGGUUCUACUGCAGAUAUCGAUUUAACUGUAACCGAAGACAUUGUAGACGAUUGUUCAUCAAACAAGAAAGAGAGUAGUUAUCUAAUUGAGAAAGAAACGCCAUUCCAGCUAGAUAUGAAUUAUAGUUCAGCUGCUAACGCAUCUACUACUUUAGGAAAUAUUUUGACAACAGACGAUGUUCUGUAUGAUAAAAAUACGAUUUCACAUCUAGACCAGCUCCAAACUGACGACACAAAUCUUGGAAGUGAAUUACAUCACAUAACGCACACUAGUUCUUGUAAUGACGGUAUUUCUUUAAAUUAUUCUAUAAAGAUAAAACAUACGAAUCCCUUGCGAAUUUCGAGGACUUCUAAAAGUUUUCACGGGAAAACAACUGCUAAAGAAGAAAACGACAGCAAUGAACAACUUCGAAGAGCCAGUGAAGAAUGUUUGAGUGGCGAAGAUAAAGAAAUGGCAACUGUGAUAGAUAAGGCUCCAAAAAAGACAAGUCGAAGGCAUAGUGAUACUGGUAAAGUUAAAAUUAUGAAUCAGAAGGGUUGCGUAAGGUCGUCAACGACCGAAAAUUUGCCAAUUAAACCUCGAUUCACAAUGACACUUGUUGAUGAAGCAGACCAUGCUGCCACGAUGGGUUCCCCUUCGACAAACAAUUAACUGUUGAUUUUAAUUAAACAAGAAAGCAUAUCUAAUUGAAUAUUCAUAAUAGUUAAUGUUGUUGUAUUAAAAAUAAAUCGUUCUUUAAUUUAGUA
Messenger RNA from Agrilus planipennis (emerald ash borer), 6324 nucleotides. Its product is annotated as inositol hexakisphosphate and diphosphoinositol-pentakisphosphate kinase 2. NCBI's taxonomy places the organism in Eukaryota, Metazoa, Arthropoda, Insecta, Coleoptera, Buprestidae. Bases 620 to 6229 code for a protein of 1869 amino acids. The record is from RefSeq and is a predicted model, not a curated record. The transcript is spliced from 22 exons. Gene Ontology annotation, cellular component: cytosol. Gene Ontology annotation, molecular function: inositol hexakisphosphate kinase activity; diphosphoinositol pentakisphosphate kinase activity; 5-diphosphoinositol pentakisphosphate 1-kinase activity. Gene Ontology annotation, biological process: inositol metabolic process; inositol phosphate biosynthetic process.